Messenger RNA from Aedes albopictus (Asian tiger mosquito), 2325 nucleotides. RefSeq lists its product as uncharacterized. NCBI's taxonomy places the organism in Eukaryota, Metazoa, Arthropoda, Insecta, Diptera, Culicidae. The transcript has a single exon. Gene Ontology annotation, molecular function: zinc ion binding; nucleic acid binding. The record is from RefSeq and is a predicted model, not a curated record. The coding region runs from base 1 to 2325 and encodes 774 amino acids.
AUGUCGCUAUUGCACAGCCCGAAAGCCACUCGCUCGGGAAAGCUGCAUGGUGGCACAGACAAAGAUGAAAACGAAGAGGAAAACAACCAACAGCGCUCGGCCGAAGCGAUGGAUGCUCUGAGCCGGAAGAUUAGUGUCCUGAGUCGCCAGCGCAAGAAGGCGGCUGAUAAGAUCAAGCGGAUCGGAGGAAUUGUGAUCGACGACGACGCCGACGUAUCCGUGCCGAAAUUGAAAGUGUACAUGAAGAAUGUCGACGCAGCCUACAGUGAGUUUAAUGGUUUCCACAAUCAACUCGCUGAGAUCAUCCCGGAUGAAGAAAUAGAGGAGCACGACCAAGUGUACAUCGAGUUCGAGAAGGACUACCACGAAGUGUCAUCGUACAUCGAAGAGAUGCAGAUGGACGCGGCGAAGAACGAAGCUCCUGAAAUCAAGCCCCAAGUCAUCGUCCAGCAGCAACCGCUGAAGGCACCGAUACCGACAUUCGACGGCCGAUACGAGAAUUGGCCAAAAUUCAAGGCGAUGUUCCUCGACGUGAUGGCUAAGUCCAAUGAUACUGACGCUAUCAAGUUAUAUCACUUGGACAAAGCUCUCGUCGGAACAGCAGCAGGCAUCCUCGACGCCAGGACGAUGAACGAGAACAACUACGCUCACGCGUGGAACAUUCUCACGGAACGAUUUGAAAAUCCCCGUGUCAUCAUCAACACCCACAUCCGUGGCCUUCUGUCUCUGAAGAAAAUGACGAUGGAAUCUCACCGUGAGUUGCGACAGUUGGUUGAUGAUUGCUCCAGGCACAUCGAGAGCCUCCGUUACCUGAAACAGGACCUCCUCGGUGUGUCAGAACUGAUCGUGGUGCAUCUACUUGCAUCAGCCCUCGAUCCCGUUACUCGGAAGCAGUGGGAAGCAACCAUCGUUCGAGGAACGCUUCCGAAGUACGAAGACAUGAUGAAGUUCCUGAAGCAACAGUGUGACAUCCUGGAGAACUGCGAAACGUCAGUUCAAGUCCCUACUCCUCGUGCGGAAAGAUCGAACGUAAAGGCCGCAGAUCCAUCGAAGCCAAGUCCGAAGUCCAAUCCGAAGAUCCUUGCUGCUUCUACUAGCGGCGGCAGUGCUUCAAGCGAAACAUGUGACUUCUGCGGUGAGUUCCACAAAAACUUCCAGUGUGAGCAGCUGCAAUCCAUGACCGUACCCCAGCGGGUCGAGAAAGCACGUUCCAUGGGCAUGUGCUUCAAUUGCCUGAGGAAGGGCCACCGGCUGAAGGAUUGUCCAUCCGAUCGAAAGUGUUUGAAGUGUCGCCAGCGUCAUCAUACACAACUCCAUGACGAGACCAAGUCCAAGCCCAACCAACCCGAAAGCAGGACUGCCGAAGAACCCGUUCCGUCGGAUCCCGCUCCGAAGCCUGUGGUGAAAGAAGCUCAAGCCAGCAGUUCCAGUGCCUCCACACCGCAAGGCGCACACAACGUGACGUCGUCGUGUUCGCUUCAGGCAGCACCGAUCAAGAAAACCGUUCUCCUCCUGACGGCAGUGGUACACGUUUUCGAUGCUCAAGGUAAGCCUCACUGUUGUCGGGUUCUGCUAGACUGCGGGUCCCAAGUACACCUGAUUACGAAGGAGAUGGCCGAACGCAUCGGCGCAAAGAUUUCAUCGGCGAAUGUGAAGAUUUCCGGUGUCAACAAUCGGACAACCACCAGCAUGGAGAAAGCCACCGUCAAGUUCCGGUCCCGUUAUAGUGACUACCGCGCCACGGUAGAGUGCGUCGUGACCCCGGCGGUGACCGGCAGAAUUCCAAGCUCCCACAUCGACGUGACCGAUUGGUGCAUUCCUCCCGGGUUCCAAUUGGCCGAUCCUGAAUUCAACGUCCCUCAAGAAAUCGAUAUGCUGAUCGGUAAUGAGCUGUUUUUCAAGAUCAUCCGGUCCGGUCAGUAUCGGCUGGCAGAGCACCUACCAGAGCUACGUGAUACUCAUCUCGGGUGGGUGUUCACCGGUGAGCUGGAAGAAGCGUAUCAGCAAGGUCCAUCGUAUUCCCACACGAUCACCGUCGAGAACGUGUAUGAAGCCCUGCAACGAUUCUGGACCGUCGAAGAAGUUGCUGAUCAAGAACCCAUCUCAUCUGAAGAAGUAGAGUGUGAGAAUCAUUUCCGCUACACACAUGAACGCACCGACGAAGGAAGAUUCGUUGUGCAACUCCCACUGAAGGAAAACGCCUCCCAGCUGAGUGACUGCAGGUCGGUCGCUUUGAAAAGAUUCCACCUCCUCGAACAACGUCUCGUUCGGAAUCCGUGUCUCCGAGAGCAGUACUUGCACUUCAUCAAGGAGUAUGAGCUGUAA